Molecule: messenger RNA, 1971 nt
Organism: Lutra lutra (Eurasian river otter)
Lineage: Eukaryota; Metazoa; Chordata; Mammalia; Carnivora; Mustelidae
Gene: TMEM213
Product: transmembrane protein 213
Exons: 4
Coding region: 42-440 (132 amino acids)
Source: RefSeq, a predicted model, not a curated record
CUCCUGAAGAGCUCCCGCAGGACACGGUCCACACGGGACACAUGACACACAGCCCUCGGCACACCUCUGCAGGGAUAGUGCGGACAGACGCCUCCCUCUCCCUCUCCCUCUUCGGCAUGAAGCGCCUCACCUCUGCACCCUGGGCUGCCCUGGCCCUCGGCCUGGUCUUUGCCUCCUUCCACUUGGCUUGCUUGGCAGAAGUGAGGAACAGCAACAACUCAACCUUGACCACCCAGCACCCAGAUCCCGGAAGCCUAGAGCAGUGCCCCAACGUGGACUUCUGCCCCCAGGCGGCUCGGUGCUGCCACACCGGCGUGGACGAGUACGGCUGGAUCGCGGCGGCCGUGGGCUGGAGCCUGUGGUUCCUCACCCUCAUCCUGCUCUGCGUAGACAAACUGAUGAAGCUCACGCCGGACGAGCCCAAGGAUUUGCAAGCGUGAGGCUUAGACCCUGAGCCCAGAGCACUUCGGUCGCCACCCAACUGCGGGUCACUGCGCGGGAGGGGGGGAGGGGUGCAGCUCCAGGUGUUGUCACCUCCGGGCUGCGGUGACUUCCACAAGAGAAGGAAGAAGGAAAGGGGGAUCCGAGGAAGAAAGGCCAGCGCUGCUCCCCACCAAAAUCCACAAGGCGCUCGUGCGUGCGGAGUCCGGACCGUCUCUGUCUGGAUCCCCUCGCCUCUCCCCAGGGCUCCCGCCCACCCGCAGAGUGACGUGACUUUGACUUUUGUCCGCACGUUCCUCGGAGCUAAGCUCAGAACCUUCUCACCCCAGGCCAUUGUGUUCCAUCUCCUGUUUCAUUCAAGGGCAUCCCUGGCAUUCUGAAAUGUAGGACUCGCCUUUGACCGGCCCAGCGUCCUCCCCCCGCCCCACCCCCUCGUGCAUUGCUUCUCCCGCUCUUGUUCUUUCUUCAACCUUGUCCUCCACGGUGGUCCUACCCCACCGUCCCCGCCAUCCCCGCCGGCAGCCCGGCUCUGGCCUUCCUACAUCGCCCCUGCCUUGCCUCAGGCCUUUUCAGUGCUGUCUUCACUGCAGUCCAGCACGUCUUCCCCACGAGAUCCUCCCCAGGGGUCUUCCCCACGGGGUCCUCCCCACGGGGUCCUCCCCAGGGCCACUGUCAGUGCGGUGCUGUCACCCUCUGUGGACGACCUUCCGUGAAGCCUCACCCCCAAACUUCUCACAGGGCUGGCCUUCCACUCUCCUUGGAGGGUCUGUCUCCCCGUGCCUCCAGGACCAGGCCUCCAGGGAACCUGUCCUUGUCCCAGCAUCUCCCACUUCCUGCUGCCAGGCCCUCCGUCUCCAGAUGGAAGCCCAGGCCUCAAAGUCCUGCCCAAAUGCCUUCCCUCAUAGCCUCGGGGGACCCAGAACUGGCGUUCUUGGGGCGUCUGCUCUGCCCUGAAGCGCAGUCCUCGUGAAUAUAGUCAGGGGAUACUCCGUCCUGCUCCUGGGGCAAGUUCCUCCUAAUGUCUGUCCCACCAAUGAAUGAUGAAUGAAUGAAUGAAUGAAUGAACGAACAAAUGAGCAGGUCCUGGCCUGAGAUGAAUUUAUGACACUCAUUCCAUGUAGAGAACUUCACUUUUCUAGAAAGGGUUGAAAUAACCCAUCUCCACGGAAGCCAGCUGGUUUGCUUCCCGCUUACCCUGCAUAAGGAUGUUACUGGUCACUGGGAACAUGGGGGGAGGGGGGUGUGGGUCAGAGGAGAGGAGAGCGGGUUCAUCAGAAGGAAGGAAGAACAAAAUGACUCUUCUUAUUAUGAGACACGGCGGCCCUGUGUGGUGACACAUGUAUUUAGACUGAACAACCAAAUAAUUAUGCACAAGAAAGUGAGGGGCCCCUGAAGAAGCAUUUCCUAGGUUCUUUCAGAAAAUCUAAGUAGAUUUCCCCGACGGUGGGAACUGAAGGAAUUUUGCCUGGCUUAGUCUGCUCUUUUCUGAUUCUCCGUGGUUUAAUCAAUAAAAUGGAUGGAUUUACUGUG